AUGGCAUCUGUCAUUCACGAGGCAAAGACACCAUUUGAAGUGCUGCAGGAUGAGAAGAAAGCUGCAGCAAAAGAUUCCUGGGACCCCUUUGCCAGUCGAGAGGAAUGGGAGCUGGCGCAGUGGUUGAUGACUGCCGGCCUCAGUCAGACCGCUAUUGAUGACUACCUAAAGUUACCUCUGGUCCAGGAACAUGCGAACCUGUCAUUCCAUAACAAAAGAGCCUUUUACCAGAAGGUUGAUGCACUCCCUCAAGGACCGUCCUGGUCAUGUGAGCUCUGGGAGGUUACGGGAAAUAAAUUAGAUGAAAAGGGAAAUACUUGCAUCAAGACACUGGAGCUAUGGAAGUGUGAUCCUGUCGAAUGUGUCAAGGAAUUGAUUGGAAAUCCUGCAUUUAAAGAUGUGAUGUGA
Sparassis crispa is the source of this 408-nucleotide messenger RNA. RefSeq lists its product as hypothetical. The coding region runs from base 1 to 408 and encodes 135 amino acids. The record is from RefSeq and is a predicted model, not a curated record. Lineage: Eukaryota; Fungi; Basidiomycota; Agaricomycetes; Polyporales; Sparassidaceae. The transcript has 2 exons.